Sorghum bicolor (sorghum) is the source of this 1106-nucleotide messenger RNA. RefSeq lists its product as uncharacterized. NCBI's taxonomy places the organism in Eukaryota, Viridiplantae, Streptophyta, Magnoliopsida, Poales, Poaceae. The transcript has 2 exons. The record is from RefSeq and is a predicted model, not a curated record. Bases 57 to 770 code for a protein of 237 amino acids.
AUCGCCACGGCCACACCACUCCUCCGACCUCCGCGCGGCGAUGCGGAGCAGAAGCAAUGGAGGUGCUCAGCUCCAGCCGCUUCGCUAGGGCACUCCUCCCGAGCCUCCUCGACCCGGCGGCCUCCAGGCCCCUCAGCAAGCCCCCGUGCCGCCGGCCCCGCGGCGCCGUCCAUACCCUAGCCUCCUCCGCCCACGGCCCCGCCGCCGAUGCCGCCGCGCCGUCGCCGCCGUCGCUCGGCCGGCUCCUCGCCGCCGCGCUGCGGGGCGGCCGCGCGGGAGGGGAGCUCCCCGACCUCGCGGCCGCGGCCACGGCCACGGGCGGGCCCGGGAUAGGGACGCUGCUCAUGAGCACCACGGCGGCGGCGGUGACCAAGGCGCGGGAGAGCCCGUACCUGCUGGCGCUGGCGGCCAACCCGACCUUCGUGUCGGGGUUGGUCGCGUGGGCGGUGGCGCAGGCUGCCAAGGCCCUGCUCACCUCCGUCGUCGAGCGCCGGUGGGACCUGCGGAUGCUCUUCAGCUCCGGCGGGAUGCCGUCCUCGCACACCGCGCUGUGCACCGCGCUCACCGCAUCCGUCGCGCUCUGCCAUGGCGUCAGCGACGCGCUCUUCCCCGUUUGUCUCGGUUUUACUCUAAUUGUUAUGUACGAUGCCACGGGCGUCAGGCGCCACGCCGGAAUGCAGGCCGAGGUGAGCUCAUGGUACUCAAUAAGAUCGUUGAGGAUCUGUUUGAAGGCCAUCCGAUUAGUGAAAGAAAACUUAAGGAGUUGUUAGGACAUACUCCAUCACAGGUAUUUGCAGGAGCAAUUUUAGGCAUCUUGGUGGCCUGGUAUUGCUGCCAAGGUUGUAUUGUUCCCAUUUGAUGUUGUUAUUGUAUGGAUGAUCUAGAAAUGAAACUAUUCCAUCACGUGGAUUUUGCAUGUAGCUUGAUUAGUGUUCUGGAAAAUAUUUGAUCUUCUUGACUAGCUUGAUCAUUGUUAAGAAGGUAACUAUUGCCCUUCUUCUCUGGGAUUUUCCUGUAUAUAUGUAACCUCAUAGUAUGAAACGAUCAAGAUAUCCAUCCUUUCGAGUCUCAUUGCCAAGUUGAGGCUCAUUUUAUUUAUGAUCCAA